Molecule: messenger RNA, 4443 nt
Organism: Vespula vulgaris
Lineage: Eukaryota; Metazoa; Arthropoda; Insecta; Hymenoptera; Vespidae
Product: myelin regulatory factor-like protein
Exons: 18
Coding region: 796-4254 (1152 amino acids)
Biological process (GO): protein autoprocessing; positive regulation of DNA-templated transcription
Cellular component (GO): nucleus; endoplasmic reticulum membrane
Molecular function (GO): DNA-binding transcription factor activity; sequence-specific DNA binding
Source: RefSeq, a predicted model, not a curated record
CGAAACUCUAUGCAGAAAGAGAGAGAGAGAGAAAGAGUAGUUUAGUUCUUCGCGUCUCGAAGAUUACGCGCGAGUCGCGUACGGUGUUUCACGAGAGCAGAGUAGUUAGAGCGAGGUCGCUUGUGCUUUUCUACGCGAUGUCUCGUUCGUGUCUUCUUCCUAUUUUCCAUUGACCUCAUCCUUGCCCUUCGUAUUAUUCUGCGUUUUAAUGUUCGUCGAUUGAUAGACGUGCGUAAGAAAUUCGUGUUUUAAAUUUUCAUCGUAAAUAUCAUCGUGUCGUAUAUACAUCAAAAGGAGACAAAGUGAAAAGGAGAGACGGAGACAGGGGAGAGAGAGAGAGAGAGAGAGAGAGAGAGAGAGAGAGAGAGAGAGAAAGAGAUAGAUAGAUAGAUAGAUAGAGAAAGAAAAAGAAAGAAAGAAAGAGAUAGAAAUAAAGAGAGAGAGAGAGAGAGAGAGAGGUGUGAAAAGGAUAAAACAACCCAAACAAAGAGAGACAGAACAGAAAGAGAAUAAGAAAAUAAGUGCUUUUUCAAAAGAAAAAAUUAAAAGAAUUACGAACGAUAGAAAGAGAGACAGAGAGAGACAGAGAGAGAGAGAGAGAGAGAGAGAGAGAGAGAGAGAGAGAAGGAAAGAAGAAAGAAGAAAAGAGAGAGAGACAGAAAGAAAGAAAGAAAAGGAAGAAAGAGAACGUCUAAUAUGCGGGACGUCAUUGGGUCGAGCGAGCGAGCUCCGAGACAAAAUGGGGCCCGUUGAUCGGGCCCGGAAGAGCGUUGGGCUCCGAUCACGAACGGAGGUAUGGAUGUCAUCGGGGACGGGGACGAGCAGACCCUCCAGGCGAUUCUAGGUCGAGGCGACUUCGUUGGAGGAAUUGACAACGAAGCCUUUGACUUUUCGCAGUUGGAGGAUUUCAUUAACAGCGACAGCGAACAACCAGCAACAUAUUUCGCGGACACUCUCGCAGCAGAAGAAAACGGGAGUGGAACGACGAGUCAUGGCGAUCGAGUUGAAGCAACGGGUAGUCAGCAAACACCACAACGUUUACCUUCACCGAUCGCUCACAAUCAUGCUGUGUCGAACGCAUGUUCUUCUGGUACCACCACUACCACCGUCCCAACCGGUACCGCCUACAAAGAUCCACAAUCGUACGUUCAUCCACAUCCGUUGCCAGAAAGUCCACCGGACAGUGGAAGCGAGCCACCAUAUUCUCCACCUGGACACCAUGAUCCCCAACACGUUCACUCGCCACAUCAAAAGGCGGCUUUACAAGAAAUACUUUUACAUCACCAAGGUAGUACAUCCAAUUAUCCAGGCAAUUUGUUACCAUCCUCACCAAGAACAUUGGCCACGUCUACCGACCCCUUAUUGUUGACACAUCCGGUCUUAACUCCUCAUCUUACGUCAGGAACGACGAAUUUGUCGACGCAACAACAAAUUGCACCAACCUUAGUACCGUUGUCGCACGAACAUGGUAACGAUGGUAUUAACACGUUAUACUCGUCUCUUCAGUCAGCACCUAAAAAGAGAAAACUUAGUCAGGAUGGGCUUAUUCAUGUCAAACAGGAGCCGGAACUUGGAACAGUGGAACAUAGUUGCAGCAGUAGCAGUGCUGUUCUUGAUGGCGAUGAAGUUGCUGACAGUAAUUACAUUGAUCCGAGUUAUCAAUGUAUACGAUUUCAUCCCUUUCAACAAACUUCUUGGCACGUACUUUGCGAUCAUAAUCUUAAAGAACUUCCUGUACCGCAUUACAGAGUCGAUGCGGAUAAGGGAUUUAAUUUCAGUAAUUCCGACGAUGCUUUUGUUUGCCAAAAGAAGAAUCAUUUUCAAAUCACUUGUCAUGCACAACUACAAGGCGAAGCUGUAUUCGUUCGAACUGGUGAAGGGCUGAAAAAGAUAAAUAGCUUUCAAUUACAUUUUUAUGGCGUUAAAGUCGAAUCGCCGACGCAAACUAUCAGAGUAGAACAAAGUCAAAGCGACAGAAGUAAGAAACCCUUUCAUCCUGUUACCGUUGUUUCCAGGGUGGAUUUAGGCGGCGAACGUGUUACGAAAGUAACAGUCGGCCGCUUACAUUUUAGUGAAACAACGAGUAAUAAUAUGCGUAAAAAGGGAAAACCAAAUCCAGAUCAAAGAUAUUUUCAUUUGGUCGUUGGUCUUCAUGCUCAUACAGCGGACCAAGCCAGUUAUCAAGUCGUUGCACACGCGUCGGAAAGAAUAAUCGUCAGGAACCAGCAACAUUUUGUACAGGCAAGUAAUCCAGGACAAUUUGAAUCUGAGGGUAGUGGAGUUGGAGCUGAAGGAGGAUGGCAAAGAGGUGCAGCACCUGAUAGCGUUUAUCAUGCUGGCCGAGUUGGUAUUAAUACGGAUAGACCGGACGAAGCUCUUGUAAUUCAUGGCAAUAUGAAGGUUACUGGUCAUAUAGUUCAACCAAGUGACGCAAGAGCUAAACAAAAUGUUCAAGAAGUGGAUACACGCGAACAAUUGAGAAAUGUACAACAGCUUCGUGUCGUAAGAUAUCGAUAUGCUCCAGAAUUUGCCUUGCAUUCAGGUUUGGGAAUAAAACCGCAAGAAGAUACAGGUGUUAUAGCUCAAGAGGUACAACAAAUUUUACCGGAAGCUGUACUUCCGGCUGGCGAUAUUGUUCUUCCAAAUGGUCAAAGAAUUGAAAACUUUUUGGUCGUUAAUAAAGAACGAAUAUUCAUGGAAAAUGUAGGAGCCGUGAAAGAACUUUGUAAAGUAACAGACAGUUUGGAAACUAGAAUAGAUCAACUAGAAAGAAUAAACAAACGCCUUGCUAAAUUAAAAAGAGGCGACAGUCUUAAAAGUUCCGUCAGUACAGUAUCUAGUAUAUCGAGUAAUAAAUACUCAUCGCCUACCAAUAACAAAUCGUCUAUUCUUGGAAAAACAAAAAGGAUUGAAAGAGAGGACGAACUUUUAUGCAGUAAUAAAUUUAUACAAAUUAUUAUCGUUAUACUUAUAUUGAUAAUGGCAUUUUGUCUCGUGGCAAUGGCGACAUUAUAUUUUCUCGAAUAUCAGAAACGUAGUAGCCUCGAAUGGUCAACAAUGGCAAGUAAAGAUAUGCUGGCUGUGAAACCUGCUCAUCCAGCAAUGUUAUCGACAACUCCAACUUACGAUCCUAGAUUGAACUCUUUGCUACAUAGUACAAUAUCUUCUUUAUAUACAAAACACGGUCCGUAUACGAGAGGAUUGGAUGGUGGAUUAUCCUUAAAAAGUAAUUCAUUAACAACACAAUCGCCUAACACGAAACAACAAUUAUAUUCGCAAGAAAUAACUUCAUGGUAUCCGAUAAAUCAUUCGGGACCACAACCAAAGCUCGAUAAAAAUAACGAGUUUCCUGGGAACUGGUUGAGUAAAAGCGGUGCAGGUGCCAUUCCUAGUAACGUAGACGAAAAUGAUCAAGGAACAGACGUCGAUGCAACGCCAUCAAACAAAGAUCCGAUUCCUUUAGGAAGACCAAUCGAUUGUCCCGCACAUUUUAGUGAACUCGAAAGUCCAUGUCAGGUUUAUUGUUGCUCUGCCGAAAUUCAUCAAUUGGAAGAUCCACAACCAGAUCAUCCACCAGAGAAAAAAUCUAUUUCAGAUCAUCUGGAGCAACCUUUAAAUAUCCAUGAAGAGAAGCGUAAAGUAAGCAAAGGUUUUCAAAAUGGCAUUAAUCCAUCUGAUCCUAGCACACAAACUCUCGUAAAAGAGAGCAAUUACAAAUAUCUACAUAAAAGGACAAAACGAGAAACUGUUGGUGCAGAUUGGGGAGAAGUAGCUAGUAAUGCUGCUGGUUCUUUACCACCAGAACCUAAACCCCAACUGUUUAUAGUUGCCAAAAGCUUUAAUGUCUCCUUAGAUCAACGAUAUUGCUCUGCUGCCUCACCAAAUACUCCCAACAAUAUUAGUUGUAUUAUACCACUAUCUAAACAUAUGCCUGAUAUGCAUCUUACAUUACAUUUCCUCGGUAUGCCUUGGUUUUGGCAAACGGUGCAACAAUGUCCGGUCUCAUCAACUUCUAUUGACGAAACGAUGGUAUGCGGUUGGACUUAUACUUUGCAACAACAACAAACACAAUAUAUUGAAAAUAACAAUCAACCAGGCGAUCAAUCUUUUCCUUUGGAUGUAGCGCAUUAUCUCAGGAAAACGUUAAAAUUUCGUGUACCCACUGUACAGCCUCAAGAAAACAUCUGCAAGAAUCAACAUGGCGUUGAUUAUUUAGAAUUCACAUUGCACUUUUAUCGAGACUGCAAUGAAUAAUUUUUCACAUAUGAAUUAUGUUUUACUAUGAUAUAGAAAGAGUGACACAGAAUUUCAGUGUACAAUUUAAUCAAUCUCAACAGUAAGUGAUAAUAUUUACAAUAAACCUGAUUGUAAAUCUCUCCCGUGCCUUAGCAUACUCUAUACUUCUUUUUAUGUCCUCUCUCUCUCUCUCUCUCUCUCUCUCUC